Messenger RNA from Malassezia globosa CBS 7966, 4815 nucleotides. RefSeq lists its product as uncharacterized. Gene Ontology annotation, biological process: Golgi to vacuole transport; retrograde transport, endosome to Golgi. The transcript has a single exon. The coding region runs from base 1 to 4815 and encodes 1604 amino acids. Gene Ontology annotation, molecular function: syntaxin binding. The record is from RefSeq and is a predicted model, not a curated record. Gene Ontology annotation, cellular component: GARP complex. NCBI's taxonomy places the organism in Eukaryota, Fungi, Basidiomycota, Malasseziomycetes, Malasseziales, Malasseziaceae.
AUGGCAGGUGACGGCUCUAUGACGGCGGCGGCGUCCCAAACACAAGGUGGGCACAACGCCGCUGCCGAUGGGGACUUGUCCGCGGCUCACGAUGAUGCAUCGCUCUCGUUCACGGGACUGCAUGCGAUUUCUACAAUGCUCAACCACCCGCGGAAGAGGGCUGCACCCAUUCACGCGAGCUCGGCCAGGUUCCCGCCCAUCGGGCCUGCGGGACAUGCACCACCAACCAUGCCGCCUACCGACAUGCGGGUCCUGAACGACUAUGUCACACAAUUCUCCGGCGAGUGGGACAGGUACGAGCGCGAGCAUGCGCUGAUCCGCGCGCACAACACACCAACAGAUGUGGCGCCGAAACGACUGCCUCCCCUCAGUACAGUGCCACAAGUAUUUUUUAGCAGUGAUUUUGAUUUGGGGCAGCCGUACACUUUUGAUCUUGUGACGGAGCGGUACAAGCAGUCGACGGCGAUGGGCGUUGAGAGUGACGAUAAUACGAUGCAGUACGGAGUUGUGCUCAAUCACAUGCUUCAGGAGAAACUCAGCUACUACUCAGACGUCAUUGAACAGCAUUUGAUCGUUGAGAUCGGCGCUAAGAGUGUCUACUUCUUUGAUGCACUGGCCACGCUGCGUCAGCUGCGGACCGAUGCGCAGUCUUGCCUGGACCGCACAGAAUCGGUCGCGCAGAAGCUUGAUGCCGUCGAUGCAUUUGUACGCGACGGCUUGAGUAUCGCAAAAUUGCAAGCAGAACGCCGAUAUCUCGAGGCGCAGAAACACCUGUUGAAUCAAGUCCAGACGCUGCUAGAGCGCCGCGAUCUCGUGCGUCUGUCCGUGCAGCAUGGCGAAUACGAGAAUGCGAUGACACUCUUGGAAGGCUUGUUCAAGACGUUGGACGACAAAGAGGCUCCACUUCAUCGACUCAAGUCCCUCCAGAGUCUCCGACCACAGUUGGAGGUGGAACAAGCUAAGAUGGCUGAGUCACUACGGCAUGUGCUUCUGGGCAUGCUUGAACGUGCGCACCUAUCAGAGGAGGCGUGGGAAAGCAUUGACUUGAGCAUCGUAGAGACGUCUUUUGCGUCCUUGUCGUCAUCGGCGUCGUCACCAGCGCCGUCCACGUGCCCGUCUAUUGACGAUGUUCUUCCUUCGAAGCCGGAGAAAAAUGCACCAUCCAGUAUUCCCCUUCCCGCAGAUCUGUUGCCGAUGUGGUCGCUGCUUCAGCGAUGUCAUGGCUUGGAACAGGGCUUGCGCAUGUACACACAGCAUAUGGAAGAUCUCUUAGUCCAAGGUGUACGGCAAGUUGUAUCGCCAUACAAGUUUGCUGCAUGGGCCAUGCCAGGCAAAGCAUCAGCCGCAUCGCAAGACUCGGCUACAAGCCAUACGUGGCCUGAGCACCUGCAUGCGCUGGCGGCCAUUUUGCGGGCCCUUUGGCUCUUUGCGCAACGAAUGCAAGCGGUGCAUGAGAUACUCAAGAUGCAUGCAUCGGCGACCGAGCAACAGAUCCUUCAAGAGGCAACGCAGAUUGUGUGGACAUCCACCGAAAAUACCGUAGUGGCUCUUGUUUCGCCACGAGCUCCACGGCUUCCUGACCUCGAUUUGAAUGCAUUUGUCGUGUACUUCUCGCUUGUUUGGCGCUUCAUGAGCCUGAUCGAGUCGGCAGCUGCACGUCCGGGCGUUUCUUUACGCAGCUGCAUGCUCAGUCAGGCCAAAGCGUUCUUGGGUCAAUUCCAUCGUGUGCGUAUUGAGCGCGCUGUCCGGGCUGUAGAAGACGAGGUCUGGGCGCCUUCGACAAUUUCUUCCGAGCUUCAGCAGACCGUGGAUAUGCUCGAAGAAAGUGCUAGCAAAGACGUGUCGGCUUACCAGGUGGAGCUGAAUCUACGAGGAAGUGCACCGACGGGAUCCGCCGCGUCAGACAAGGCACCUGAAGUACCUGCACAGUCACAGGAGUCCGAGUCACACAAACUGCUGCAACUGGGCAACGAUCGAUUCUUUGUCGUGCGCGCCAGCGGGACUGUGAUCUUGCUCCUUAGUGAGUAUGUGCGACUCGUGGUGAAUCUGCCCAUGUUUGUCGCCGAGGCCCUGGGCUGGGUCGUCGAGUUCCUGAAGCAGUUCAAUUCGCGAACGUGCCAAGUCGUGCUAGGCGCUGGAGCUAUGCGUUCUGCUGGACUUAAAAAUAUCACUGCUCGCCACCUGGCCAUUGCUGCUCAAACACUCUCACUAAUGAUGGCGCUGAUUCCGUCCUUACGUGGCUUGAUGAAACGAUACCUGAAAACGACGCAAAUCGUGCUGCUGAGCGACUUUGACAAGCUGCAACGGGACUUUCGUGAGCACCAGUUUGAAAUUCACGCAAAGCUCGUAUCGAUCAUGGGUGAUCGUGUCCAAGUACACAGCAAAGCCCUCGCGCAGCUCGACGUACACAAAUGCGACUCACAUCUGCAGCCAAUGCAGGAUCUCGUGCGCGAAACUGGCACGCUACAUCGAGUGAUGACGCAGUACUUACAAACGUCCGUGGUGCAGGCCAUCAGUGCGCGCGUAUUUGCUGAUAUCGACGUCCGCAUGGCGCAUGCGAUCAGUGCAAUGGACGUACGCUCGUCAGAGGCGCAGAAACUUAUCGUCUCCGAGGUCGAGCACCUGAACGAAAAGAUGCAAUCCAUCGACUCGACUUGGCGCGGCGACAAGCUCACCGAGGCAGCCAAGGCCAAAAAGCCUCGACUAUCUCUUGAUGCUCGUCGCAAUGCGACGCCGCCUCUUGCUUAUCGAGCGCGCAAGAGCAUGGGCAAGCGGCCUCCAGCGACGCAAUCGCCGCAGCUCGAAUCAAUCGAGGCGUUUCAAGGACCUGCACCCUCGACUGAGUCGAGUGGCAGUGGUAGUGGGCCCAUCAGCCACGAGGCAAUGCCCUCAGUGACAGAAGCGGUCGCUGGACCACCAGCAACUACUGAAUCUAUCACCUCGACUUCAGCUUCGGCGACACCAGCGACGGCCGCUGCCGAUGUUUCUCCGCCGGCUCCGUCUGAAAAGCCUAUGCCUCCCUUACCAGAUAAGCCAAUUGAGCAGCCAAAAGGUCGUGAAGAAGCCUCACGAAGCCUCAGUGAUUCAACCUUGCCUGUGUCACGGGGCGAGGUGCCACCCUUAGGUGCGAUUCAACUCAAGUCGGCUGAAGUGAACAAGCCCGAUGAGGCACGUCGGGGACCGUCCCUUCCACCAGAGACGACGGCCGGGCCUGCAUCAUCUGCACCUGGAAGCGAUAAUGACAGGCUUGCUCCGCCCCCCGAGCACAUGCCCACAGAACACUUAGAUGCAGAACAAGAGGCAGCAUCGAGACGUGUAUCAGUGUCGGCGCCGGUUGAAUUGGACAGUUCCACAACAGAAAACACCCGCGAUGCGAAGAAUCCGACGGACAAAGGUGCUGCAGGAGACUCUGAGCCAAAGUUAGCUGAUCCUUCACAGUCUGCAUCCACGCCAGUCAAGCUCAACGGCGCAAGGGAUGCUUCUAAAGACACCUCUGCAUCGCCUGCUCAAGAUACUCCCCGCUCGAAAGGACGCGUGUCUCUAGAGCAGCGCUUGGCCGAGGCAGCCAAGCGACGUGGCUUGCAGAGAGCCCAGGUGCAAACCCAAGUUCAGCCACAAGCUCGUUAUCAGACACCAGAUAAGCUGACACUAAGUCAAACACAACAAAGGCCUUCUUCUCCUGCUCCAAGUACACCCAUGAGAACAAAGCCAUCACUAGCAGAGAGAUUGGCUGGGGUAACGAAGCAAGACGCCAGACCUACGGAAGAGCCACAACGACGUACACCGUCUGAGACGCGCACGAAAAUGGGAUGGGAAGCAAACGCACUGUCUGACCAUGACACAUCGAGCGUGGUGGCGGAAAGCCAUCCAACAUCCGGUGAAGCCUUGUCUCAAGAUCCAACGACUGAGCAAGCGGCGGAUCGCUCCUUGGAGCCGGACAAAGAAGACAAAGUCUCCCCGGCACUUACGACUGAGGCAAAAGAAGAAUUGAUAAGCCCCGAGAUUNUGCAAGACAAGCCAGAGACUCGGGGCAAGUAUGAGGCACGGAACGUGGAUGACGAACAAGAAAAAGGUAUGCCGUCUGAACAGCCAGCAUCAGAGCCCUUGCCCAAUACGAGUGAUGCGUCGACUACCACGCCGGAUGAAAACACUGGGACAAAGACGGAAGAGCUUUCUGAAGACGCAAAGCGUCUGAAUCAGUCCACUGAGACAGCCAAACCCGUUGUGCAACGUGACGAGCUCCUGGGAUCGUCUGGACCUACGAAUGAGUCUUCCGAUCUUGUUGAUCGCGACCCCCCUAAUGAGUCGGUUGACACAAGCCAUCUGAUCCAUGCCGAUAACUCUCCCGCCCAUGACAAGCAACUGACACAAAGCAAGACUGACAAGGCGUUGAAGGCACCCGAUACUGUUGCUUCAGACCCAGCUGAGACAGAAUCAUCUGCUAUACAAACUGACAAUAGGAAGCCGAACGGAUCCUGUGCUGAGAAACAUGCGCAGCUUUCUGUGCCGAACGACUCCGCUCUGCCCACAGAGGAAGCAGAUUCUCCCGAGCCUUUGAUGAAAAGGGAACCUGUGGCUGAGGCGCCGAAUGCCGAUACACAGGGGCCAUUGCAUACAACCAAGACCGAGACGGCGGCAAGCGAGGAGACACCGCCUGCCGAGAGUCCUGACACUCCGCCUCAAGAUGUCAAAUCGACUGACGCGGCAGACUCCACUCCCGAGGCCACAGCUCCCGCGACAGAGCCUAUCGUCGAAUCUGUCAAGUCGCUCGAGUCUUCAACGGAAGCUAAAGAAGAAACAGAAACCACUACCUAG